CUGCUUACGAUGAAUGCAGUGGCAUCAGAUUCGACGACGAGUGCGUGACUGCGCAUGAAAUUUACAAGUGCGGAUUUGAAAAGGCCCCUACAAUUGUGACAAACAUCGUAAAAAACAACUACGACCCUAUCAGCGUGGGGUCUUCUCCGAUUCCGUUUUACCCAGUGCGCCGAACAUGCUGGCUUUCGAAAUUGUUUCCCUGCGUUGCAAACCAAACUGCUAUAGAUUCGAUCAACCUGUUGGGAAGAGACAACAUUGGUUCAAUGGUUACAGUUGCUAACAGAACCUUUUAUGCCAGAACUAUUGAUUUUAUUGACUUCGUAAAUCCGAUUCACGCGUUCAAACACUGCUGCGCCCUCGGAAUGAAACUGUUCGAACCAGCAACCCUGGCAGAUAUGAAACUGGCCUUAAACAUAACUGGACGAGGUGAUUUGAAUGUGGUUCUAGGCGACACAGAGUUCAUCAAUCAGUCGCACGAGGUGUGGUGUCGCAGCCGCACAAUUUUGCAAGACAGUUUCUACGAGUUCAAAAGCAAUUGGCAAAGGUAUCCGAGCGUGGAUUCGAUAAUUGGAAUGUUCGUGAAAACUCCGGCUGUGAUCGUCUCAUUGGAUCCGGUUCUAAGCCUGCAUGAAUUGUUCAUCAACCAAACAAAACAAGCCAAGUUUGGAUCUUUUAUCUGCGAGCACCUCUAGCUCAAAUAGUUGAAAGUAUGGGCACGAAGAUACAUAUAUAUUUGAUUCAAGCAUUUUCUGGGGAUUUAUUAUUACCUAAGCAAUGUGAUAGUGGAUUUUCUUAGCACUGAGUCA
Messenger RNA from Cloeon dipterum, 806 nucleotides. RefSeq lists its product as uncharacterized. The transcript is spliced from 7 exons. Bases 264 to 692 code for a protein of 142 amino acids. The record is from RefSeq and is a predicted model, not a curated record. NCBI's taxonomy places the organism in Eukaryota, Metazoa, Arthropoda, Insecta, Ephemeroptera, Baetidae.